AAUGUUUAGGAAAAUUUAGAUAACAAUAAGCCUGAAAAUUAAUAGUAAUCAUUUUAAUAUUUUAAGAAAUGAUAUUAUUUAGAAUCUAUAAAAGGAAUUAAAUGAUGAGUGGAAGGAAAGGUAAAAAAUUGAGGAGGAAGCAACCAAUUUAAUUACUGAAUAAGAAUUAGAAAUUGAUAAAUUAGAAAAAUAAUUAAAAAUGCUAGAAGAAUAGCACUCUUAAUGA
Molecule: messenger RNA, 226 nt
Organism: Paramecium primaurelia
Lineage: Eukaryota; Ciliophora; Oligohymenophorea; Peniculida; Parameciidae
Source: the annotation of a GenBank genome assembly